UCUCCUUUCUGUCCCAUCCGCAGCGACCAACAAAAUGUUCUACUACUUUGUUAGCUGAUCACUUUGAAUUUUGAUACAGCCGUGCACUCAAGCUGGUCUUAAGGACAAGAAGAAGGAAGCUCGUACCCCGCGACGCUGUAGUACAAAUUUGUGCUGUGUCUCCCAGCCCGGCUCGGCUCAUUCUGCGGUCUGCACAUUCAAUACCACAGGCAGCAUUCCCUUCCCCUCCGCCUCCACCCCAUCUCUGCCUCUCGUACGCCUGGAUGGCGCCGCAGCAGAAGGUGGUCGUGAAGGUGUCUUCUAUGAGCGACGAGAGAGUGAAGCAGAAAGCCAUGGAGACCGUCGCAGACAUCUACGGUAUUGAUUCGAUAGCCGCGGAUCACAAGGAUCAGAAGAUGACGGUGAUAGGUGACAUGGACUCCGUCGUGAUCGCCAAGAAGCUGAGGAAGUUCGGGAGGAUUGAUAUCCUCUCCGUUGGGCCGGCCAAAGAAGAGAAGAAGGAUGAUAAGAAAGGGGAGAAGAAGUGAUCAAACUUGUAUUUUUCUUUUUUUUGACAUACCGAGUGAUCAAACUUGUUUUUGAGGGCGAACAUACCGAGUUUUCCGGUUCGCUCUGUAGACUGUAGUCUAGUCUAUAUAUGUUCAGACAUCUCCAGACGUAGUGUUUACACUUACAGGGUUGUGAAGCGUUCGAGAUUCAAUCAGAGAUUCAGAGGUGAUAUUUCAUAUCUGUAUAAUUGUUCGCGUUU
Molecule: messenger RNA, 748 nt
Organism: Hordeum vulgare subsp. vulgare (domesticated barley)
Lineage: Eukaryota; Viridiplantae; Streptophyta; Magnoliopsida; Poales; Poaceae
Product: heavy metal-associated isoprenylated plant protein 39-like
Exons: 3
Coding region: 264-527 (87 amino acids)
Molecular function (GO): metal ion binding
Source: RefSeq, a predicted model, not a curated record